Messenger RNA from Podarcis lilfordi (Lilford's wall lizard), 16340 nucleotides. The record is from the annotation of a GenBank genome assembly. NCBI's taxonomy places the organism in Eukaryota, Metazoa, Chordata, Lepidosauria, Squamata, Lacertidae.
GGCCUAAGGGCGGGACAUCUCCGCUCCCUUUAUUACGGUCCUGGGGCAAUUGCCUCCCUUUCGCCUGCGGGUUGCAGCUGCUUCUCUCGAGGGUGUCGCUUCCCUGCGCGGGACCUUCUUCACGAUGGCCGAGGAGGAUCCUUUCUGCCGCUACCGCUCCCCUCUCGUCUCGCGCUACGCCAGUCCCGACAUGGCUUUUAACUUCAGCGAGAGGAAGAAGUUCAGCACCUGGCGGCGCCUCUGGCUUUACUUGGCCAAGGCUGAGAAGGUGGGCGCGCGCGGGUUCGUGGCUGUGCCAGACAAACCCAUUAAGUGGAGAUGCCCCUGUCAGUGCAAUGGGGGUUGUGGCAUUUGCAGUUUGACUGACUCUGCCACACACACACAGAGCUAACAGACCUCCUUCUGCGCAACAGGUUAAGGGGCAACAUGCCUGUUCUGUUUGACGCCACUGUUUGCAUACCUACAUGGCCUUUAUACUUCUCUCUGUGUGUGCACAUCUGCCCAGUUUUGUUAAUAAUGCACUAGAGCUGGAGACUCAUCCACUGAAGCUGAAUGGUAGGCAGCCAAAAUUUAUCCCCACCCCCUGCCCCUACUCAGUACAGUGGUACCUUGGGUUACAGACGUUUCAGGUUACAGACUCCGCUAACCCAGAAAUAGUACCUCGGGUUAAGAACUUUGCUUCAGGAUAAGAACAGAAAUUGUGCUCUGGCGGUGUGGCGGCAGCGGGAGGCCCCAUUAGCUAACGUGGUACCUCAGGUUAAGAAAAGUCCUCCAGAACGAAUUAAGUUCUUAACCCGAGGUAACCACUGUACUUAGUUAAACUAGGGAAUUUGCUGCCACAAGAAGGUAGUGAUGGCUGCCACUUUAGGUGGCUUUAAAAGGGGGUUUUACCCAUUGUUGAGUUUUACCCAUUUACCCAGACAUGGCUGUCUGUGUAUUCAGGUGAUAUUGGAUGUAUUGUGGCCUGAAGGAUCCGAUCGGAUAUAGCACAGCUUCGAAUAUUGAUCCCCAGGAAACGAGAGCAAAUGUGUCGUUAUGCUCGCAUCUUGUUUGUAGGCAUCCCAAAGACAUCGGGUUAGCUUCUCCAAAUUGUCGUGUUUUGUUAAUAACGCUUUAUAUAAGUUUUUGAUACUGUUGCACAGUUGUAAAGCUAUAUUGUGCUUAGCAGCAACGGUUGCUCAGAAACAAAAUAAAAGGAGCAUCACCACUUAGAGAGAACUGUGAUCAAGCAGUAUACAAAUUGCAGAAGUAAAAUCGUUGCACACGACUUCUAAAUUUAAAUGUUUUUUUUUACUUUUGUGCAACACUGUAAUGUGUGGUACUUAUGUCUAGUAAAUGUGCUGUGGUUCUUCAUUUCUCAUCAGAUUCUAGGAUCCUUUUCACCUGGAAAAGGUAUUUGGCUGAGAAUUCCAAUGUAACUUUUUCAUAGGCGUCUGCUCAUAUUGCAAGUGUCCAUUGUUGCAUCAGGAUCCUUAUGCAGAGUUACAUUUUUGCUAUUCUCAUCUGAUUACAACAAUAUGACAAUGGACAUUUGCUAAAAUGGUUUCUAGAAACGUACUCAGAAGCAUACUGUCUCUGAUCAUGGAGGCAGAACAUAUUCAUUGAGGCUAGCAGCUAUUGAUAGCCUUUACCUCUAUGAAUUUGUCUAAUCCUCUUUUUAAAGCCACCCAAAGACUCUUCUAUUCUGAUUACCAUACUCGAGGUCACUGCAGAGGUGGUAUGUUGUAAGUGUGUGCAUUUCAAUGCAAUUUAUCAGUCACCAAGGGGAUGGAAGCAAUAUUCCGAAGAUGUUGGUUACACAAACCUCUGUACGUCACUCUAAACCAUACAGAAGAUACAAUGUUGUUUGCUUAGCCGUAGGUAACAUUUCAUAUGCCCCAUCAGCCCAGAGGGGAUUGACCCUGACUAUCAAGCAAUAGCACUUUAUCUAAUGUGUAUUAUACCUCGCAAAGUGAUUUUGUCAAUCAAGAAUAAACAAAGUGGAUUUGAGCUUCUGAUCCAAAUGUUAAACCAUUACAACUCUUAGUGGGAUUCACUUACCCUCAAAAAAUCUUUAAAUGGUACCACGUGGUCCUUAAAGUAUCCUGGAUCCAAGUUUUUCGGAACUUUCUAGAUCUUCUUUUAAAUUUUUGUUUAUUUCUGACAACCCAAAAGUAUUAGUAGCAGGGUGCUACAUUGUACCAUAAAGAAACAAAGAAAGAAAAAGAAAUUGUAACACACCAGUCUGCAUUGAGGCAUCCAGGUUUCACAGGCUAGCAUGGGUGGUGACUAUUGCAUGUACGUUCAAAGCAUAAGAAAUAAAAUCCUGCCAAAUGAUGUAGAAGUGUUCUGGGUUCUCCCAUUACUCUGGAGACACACAAUAACCAAAAGUCCAUAAGUUCUUAUACCACAAAGACCAAUGUAGAUUUUUUCCUAAGCUUUCCAUAGCUAGAUUAUUGAAAUCCUAGCAGCAGCUAGGAUCCAUGUCAAAGAUUAUUUAGUGUGACAAGCUUUCCUAUUAUCAGUCCACAAAUUCAGUAGUGACAGUUGUGGAUACGCCUGUGCAGAUGAUUUAAUUAUUUUAAGUAUUUAUUUAUAAACUUGGAAUCCGAAUUAUGAGAGCAGAGGGCAUUCCCACCAAAGAUAGAAAAAUAUUCCCCAGAGCCCGCAGGCCUGCCAGCAAUCCUGUAUAGAUUGUGGUAUAAUAUGAGACAUCUGCACAGGUGUACUAUCCCAUCUGUUCACAACUUUGAGCAUUCCUUCACAAAUAAUGGAACAGAUUUGUGAGGCUUAGCUGACCACAGUGAUUUCCAUUCAAAUUCCUCUUUUUGAGCAUUUAGAUCUUUCUCCUAGUAAAGUAUAAAGUGAACCAAGGGACAAGUGGUGUGCUCUGAAAGCUCUGCAUAAAUAAUAGAGACCAGUUCUUUAUCUCUGAUAAUAGAGACCAGGACUUGUGUUGAUAUAUAAUCAGCACAAUAACUUUGAACCUGGCCCUGGAACAUGUGGGAAGACAGUGCAGAUGUUUUAACAAAGGUUGUCAUUUGCUGAAGUACAAGAUAUCAUAGUAGCUAAGAAGUUAUGCCCUAUAAAAUUUUAGAGCAUGGGAUUUACAACUUAACAAAGGGCUCAUCUAUGCUUCUCUCCACUUUUCUAUUUUUUAUUUUUUUAAAAAUAUUUAUUAAUUUUGUAUACCACCCUUCAUCUGUAGAUCUCAGGAUGGUUCACAACAUAAUUAUAAUAUAAAAGACACAAAAUACUUAGUAAAAAUAAGAACAAAAACAAACCCAAUAUUCCCCCUUGCACAAAAAGGGCAUUGGAUUUCAAGGCAAAGUUCUCUUUCCAAGCGCUCCUCCCCCCAUGCCACUUUCUCUGUGAAAACCAAAUAUUUAUUGCUACAUAAGAGCAAGUGGGUGAGGGUCUCUAGAUCCUUCAUCUUAUGAUUAUUUUAUUAUAUAGCAGUGUACAUAUUGCUUUACCAAGUCACAUAAGCAAGAUAGUUCUCCUAUCUAAACAGAACCAUGUUUUCGGAAAGCAUGGCAGAUGUUGUUGUAACAUAUCUUGUGCUUUAAUGUGAGUUGGGGAGCCUGUUAUUUUUAUCCGUAUGUUCACAUUCCUAAGGAGUUACAGCUCUGGCCUUGAUCUUCAGCUGGAAACGGAGAGACAGACACACAGCACCUGUUCGUUUCAACAGGGUUCUGUCAGAUUGCUACUAACAAUCCCCAAUAGAUCUCCCUUUGGUCCGACAUGGGAUAUGAUUAGAUUUCUAGUUGUAGGGGAUUCAGUGUAGUGAAGAGUGCGUAACAUUUAUGUGUUGUUUGCCCUUAAUUUUAUAUAAGCAACAUCCCUGCUUGUUUUUUAAUUUAAAUUGCAUUCAGUGGGAACAGCAGCAGAAGGUAAACGAGGCACCUAAGAUUCUGCAGGCGGGUUAAGAUAAUAGAUGUGAUGUUACAUAUAAAUCAUGGAAAGGCAAAGCACAACUUUAUUUUUCCUCUGAAAAAUUGAAAAAGGUGUAAAAAGACGGUUAUGGAGACUAGUCAAUUACAGUAAAUUCUGGGUAGUGUUUUCAGAAAGCCUAGCAGAGUCAAGUACAAUGGCUUCCUUUAGAACUCUGAAAAAAUCCUUUGUACUGUAGAUAGAGCAUUGUAGUGCCUUUUCGUACAACUGGGUUGACAUUCAAGUUUGAGGCAACUCCAAACAUUUUAGUCUGCUGUCUCUCCCCGUUUUUAAAGCUAUUUGGGACACUUACUGUCAGAGACAAAACUGAAGUAAUUGCUUAAAUAUAGAAGGUAGAAAAUGAAAUAAACUCUAUAGUAAAUCAGCCAAAUUCAAAAAGAGAAAUUACACAGUUCUUUUACGUUUUUAUUUAAAUCAAAUUGUUGUGAUCUAUAAGAAUAGCAUUUUUUUCUAAUAUUAAUUGCAAUGAAGUGUUCCUUUAAAAUUAACUCAUUCAGAACAGUAAUAAGCUUGGGACUUUGGAUUUUAACCUCAGUAGUUAAAAGCUAAUCUUGCAUAAACUGGGCUUUGUGUCACCCAUCCCUGAUUCUGAAAGUUGCAUAAGAAUAAGAUCCCAGUCGAUUGUGUAAAUUCAGUGAUCUUACUAGUGGGGGUGUCCUUGAAUAGGGGGGUGAUGUGUUAGUUAACUUCAGGGUUUUUUCCCCUUGCAGUCACUGGGUCUACCCAUCACAGAUGAGCAAAUACAGGAAAUGGAAGCAAAACUGGACAGCAUAGAUUUCAAGAUGGCAGCUGAGGAGGAGAAGCGGUUACGUCAUGAUGUAAUGGCCCAUGUGCAUACAUUUGCCCACUGUUGUCCAAAGGCUGCAGGAAUAAUUCACCUUGGAGCAACUUCCUGCUACGUGGGAGAUAAUACGGUAAAACAAUGUUAUGAAAUUGUUCUCCAUAAGCUGGGCUGAAUCACUAUACAGUGGUACCUCGAGUUACAAACGCCUCAGGUUACAAACGCUUCAGGUUAAAAACUCUGCUAACCUGGAAGAGUUACCUCGAGUUGAGAACUUUGUUCCAGGAUGAGAACGGAAAUCGUGUGCCAGCGGCAGCAAGAGGCCCCAUUAGUGAAAGCACACCUCUAGAUAAGAACAGUUUCAGGUUAAGAACGGACCUCUGGAACGAAUUAAGUUAGUAACUAGAGGUACCACUGUAAUGGUUCUUUUCUAUCCCCGCUUUACUAUCUGAAAUACCAAGCUUGUAAAGUAUCAGCAAUAUUUUUUCUUUAUUAAAAAGACGAAGAUAAGUAUUGUAUAGCUAAAAAUUCAAAACCCAGUAAAGUUCUGUGAGAUAACUCCCCCCCCCCCCUCUCGUCUCUUCAUUUUCACCCUUUUUGGUGGCACAGAAGUAAUGCUGAUCCCUUUGAGGCACAAGUGAAUUUGAGAGUGACCAAAGUAAAUGCUUGUGCACAGUAGACUACUUGAUUCCUUGAUACACAAAGAGAAUGUUAGUUAUACCCAUUUGUCUUUAUGGAAAUUGCAAAUUACCCUGAAAGGAGAGUGUAGAUAAGCAUGUGGCUAUUGAAUAAAAUUGUGACUGACUGACUGUUUUAUUCCUUUUUCUGUUAGGACUUGAUAGUUCUCCGGGAUGGAUUCAACCUGCUUCUUCCCAAGGUGAGACACACAGUUUUUAAGAGGUGGGUGCUAUUGAUUCCAAGUGGCUGUUUGCCAGAGUUAACUAGAAGCAAUUAGGAGUUUGCAAGACACUGAGAAAAAGGUAGUUAUUUUACAAGGCACCUGAUCAAUGUUGGAUUCCAGUUGUGUUCAUACAGAGUUAAUAAUAUAACAUGAAUUGCUUUUAUGUACUGUAUAUGCUGUUGUUUUAAACUUAUAUAUAUAUAUAUUUAAUUGUUUUCAUGUAUUCAGUUGUUUUAACUGUUUUAUAUAUGUUCUGUUAUAAAUCCCUCAUUCUGCAAGGGUCAGACCUAAAUGAAAUAACUAAUAGUAAUAGUAGCAGUAGUGGUGGUAAUAUAGAGGCAUCAUAUUAAGUUAUAUAUUUUUCUCUCUAAAUUUUACAAUUCUUCUUGGAGAAUGAUUCAGACUUGACUGUCAGAUUCUCUCUCUCUAUGGAAUGAAGAACCUUGUAUUCUUCCCUACCCUUCUUGAAAGCAGAAUUGGAUAAAAAUGUAAAUAAUUAUUUUGUGACUUCCCUUGUGUUUUCCUUCUUUCAUUCAAUCUUGCUAGCUUGCCAGGGUGAUCAGCCGUCUUGCAGACUUUGCUGAGAAGUAUGCUGACUUGCCCACCUUGGGCUUCACUCACUACCAGUAAGUAAUUCAUACAAAUACUCAUUUAAUUCUGUGGAUGCUGCUCCCAUUUCUACCCCAUUUCUUUUAUUCACCCUCAGAUCAGCGGCCUUUAAUUGCUACUGUGCAAGAUUAAACUCCAGAAAACUAAAUGAAUCACGGCUAUAAGAUUCUGAAAGAAACUGAUAGAAAUGCUUUCAAAGCAUCAAGUGUGAACACUGUACGAAUGAAGCUGUACAGGCUUAUUCUUGAGUCAUAUUCUGUGUUCUUUUAGGCCUGCCCAGCUGACUACUGUGGGUAAACGCUGUUGUCUGUGGAUCCAAGAUCUCUGCAUGGACCUCCACAAUCUUGAGCGGGCACGAGAUGAGUUGAGAUUUCGUGGUGUGAAAGGCACCACUGGUACACAGGCCAGCUUCUUGCAGCUCUUUGAAGGAGAUCAUGAUAAAGUACGUAUCCCCAGCAAGUGUCAGUUUUGAAUUGCAAUUAGUUUGGGAACACUUGACUGUUGUAUUAUGUAGUGCUAAACACAGGCUGCCAUUCAUCAUAAACUUCCUGAGCAGUAGUGGAAGAAACUAUUGAAACAGCAUCUAAAAACAACAAAAUCCCACGGCAAAAACAGUAAAAAAAAACAGUUCUAAAUCAGCAAUCGGAAUAUCCAUAAGGUGCACCCUAUGCCCCAAUCAAGAAAUGAGCAAAGUUGCUUCCUGGGACAUUUCACUCUAGGGCUUUUGCCAGUAUGAAAUUUGCAUGAGACCUACAGAUGAAUUUUGAUUUCUGUGGGAAGCAGACAGCAGAUUGAGCAUAGGGCAAUAUAGUGAUUGCAUCAGCAAAACACCUAUAGUGCUCAGAAUGGUGCAAGAGGCACAAUCAUUCCCACUUCAGCCACUGCAUUCUGAGUGAGGUUCCUGUCAUAUUUUUCCCCUGAGGUGGAGGAGCUGGACAGGCUGGUGACUGCAAUGGCGGGAUUUAAGCGGUAUGUAAAAAAACAAAAAACCCUCUCCUUCCUUGCCUUUACUGCUUUAAGAACACAGAAAUCUGCCUUUAUACUGAGUCAGACCAUUGGUGUUGUCUUACACUUAGUACUGUCAUAUCUGGACUAACUGACUGGCAGCAUGGUUUUCCAGAGCUUCCAGCCUUACUUGGAGAUAUCAUUGUUUGAAGCUGUGAUCUUAUAUGUGCAAAGCCUGCCAUUAAACUGUGGCCCUUCCGCAUUCUUAAGAUGAGCACCUCUGGACCUAUGUAUAAAUUUGGAUUCUGCUCUGCAAUUAACAUUCCCGCUGUUGCUGCUAACUGCUAGGACCUAUUAGGGAAAAGGUUUCGCUUACAUAAUCUACUCCAUGAUGUAGGUUUGUAAUGGAACUUCCUCCCAUCUUAGUCCUUUGCAGUCUUGCUCUUCUCCAUGUGAAUGCAUGUUUCCCUUUUUAUUUUAUUUUUUUGCGCUACCCUACCGCAUGUUAAGCUGAAUUGUACAGUCACACAAAGAAUUUCUCUAGAUUGUUUCAAACGAGUACUGUACCUUCACUGGAUCAGGAAGCAAAUAUAAAAUGAGGGACAGUUGAUGUUGAUGUUGUGUGAUAUUCAUUCCUUGUUGCAUGCUCUCUCAAUCUCAUUUAUAGGCUCUGUUAAACUUCAUGAUGCUUUAUCUUUGUGUUUGGUUUCAGCGCUUAUAUCGUCACAGGGCAGACAUACAGUCGCAAAGUGGAUAUUGAAGUUCUUUCUGUUCUGGCCAGUCUAGGGGCAUCUGUACAUAAGGUAAGAACUACUUCAAAUUCUAUAUUCAAAGGCACCACUGAGAAUUGGGGCUCAAUUGGAUGCCUUCUUGAAUUGCACAGCCACAUAAAUUAUUUCUUUAGAGGUUUCAAGCUUUUAGAAACUGUGGUCACAUUCUGAUGUUUGGCUUUUCUCCUGUGUUUAACACAGAUUUCUGUAGUAUACCAGAUAUCUAGGAGAUAUCCUAGAUCUAUUGUAUUAUAGAUGGCUGAAAAAGUGAAAGCGAGCCAGUCCACCAUUCCUGCUGCUGCGCCUGCACUGCCUUGCCUCUCCCUGCCAGUAAGCAGAAGCAAUGCACAGUGUUCGGAAGUUGGGAGAGUGACUCAGGGGGGCAGACAUCUGGGGGAAAAGACUUUGGCAAUCCCACCCACCAGUGAACCCAAUGUGUUUUCACUACAUGUGAUUUUGGCUUUAUGUGCUAUCCCCAGAAUGUAACCCCAGCAUAAGUUGAGUGUCACGUGUAUAAUAGGCUUGAAUUCAGAUCUGUAUGUUUUGGGCUGGGGAAUAUGUUUAUAUUCAGAAUUUCUCCUAUUUCCUUUAAAAUAAGAUGAUGAAUUUUUUAUACUAUUUCUUUGUAUCAUAGACUCAGGGCUAAUUAUGAAAUCUUGCAUGCAGUAAGUCUGUGUCUGCAUCUGAAAUGAAUUAAUCUCUUUUUCUCCCCAGUGGUUAGUAAAAUGAACCAGCUCCAAGAUUUCUGAUGGAUAUUAAUACUGCCCAGAAAGUGUCUGAACUAAUUAGAGUUGUUUUUCUCCAGAUAUGUACUGAUAUUCGCCUUCUGGCCAACCUCAAAGAAGUAGAGGAACCUUUUGAGAAAGACCAAAUUGGUAAGCAAUGGCUGUAGAAACAGAAUUUUGUUGUUCUUAAAUUAACUUGUAUUGAUCGCCCUUUUGAAGUUGAAUGAUUGAAAUUAGAAUAAAAAUGUAAUAUGUGUAAACAUGUCUCAGAGCGAAUCAGCUGGUACAUUUACAUCCCAUUUUUAUUUAAAAGACAGUUAAGGAGUACGUGCAUGCAUACAGUUACCAGCAAAUUAAAUUUCUGAAGCUACUGCUUUGCUAACUAUCCAACAAGUUGCUGUAAGGAGUCUGAAACUGUGACUCCUCUGAGAAAGUGAGAUAAUGGGCUGCUUUAGAUAUAAUUCCAAACCAUGCCCUAAUGCUAUGAAACUGAACAGUCAAGGAACCUUGGCCUCACACACUACUGUCUGUCUUUGCAUGCAGUGAUUCCUCAUUGCCUCUUCUGAGGCAAAGUGGAAAUGUAUAUUUUACACUUGUGUUGCAAACAAAGAAUUAAAACCAUAGUUUGAUCCUGGUUUCCAGUCAUGGUUUGCAGGCAAAGUACAAGCCACAGUUUGUCUCAAGACUUGCUCUCUGGAGGACCCCAGACUGAAAUACUAAGGUCUUUUCAAUCCCUUACUGACUUUUCUUUUGUUUUCAAUACAGCUUUUUUUAAAAAAUUGAUUAACUUGUGUAAUAUAUGGUAUAACUGAUAUAAUUUUUCCCACUGGUUACUUUCAGUCUCCAUCAUGAUUCUAUCUAGUUUGCCUGUGCUUUAUUAUUUAAUUUUUGCCUUGUACUUGGUACUAUUUUGUAUCACUUUAAUAAAAAUCCCAAUAAAAAUUAUUGCAACCUCCUCCCAGAAACUACUACUAUUAUUUUAUUGAAUUUAUAUACUGUCCUAUACCUGGAGGUCUCAGGGUGGAAACUAUGGUUUAUUCAAACCAAAAUCAGUGUCAACAAGUCAGAUUCAAACGAUAGUUUCAGAUCCCAAUUUGCUAGUUAACCUUGGGUAGAACAAACCACAGGUCCCCAAGUUUGAAUAUAAUGUGAAACUCUGGUUUGUUUUAAAGCGAGAGCAUGAGUUUUCACUCUUUUCCCUUCUGUGCAAGAGGGGGUAAUGUGCAGGCCAAAAGCUCAAUGCAACCUGUUCCCAGUCUACAUUGGAGUAGGGAACCUCUGGGCCCCAUGAUGUUGGUGGACUUCCAUCUCCCACCACCCUUGGCCAUGCUUAGGUUGAUGGGAGUUGCCCAAAACAUCUGGAGGGCCAUAGGCUCCCCAUGCCUAGCCUUAAGGAUAGUAAUUUUGGUACAAAAGCAGCUGCUAAAUUUAACUAAGAGAGCUUUAGAAGUAGCCUAGCUAUGUUGUGCUCUGUCCAACUCACCCCAUGGGCCACUAACAGGUGGGAGGCCACCCCUUUUGUCAUCUGAUGUCACCAUGAAGUUAGCCAACCUAUUUUCAUUUGUGCCCCAACUUGAACACCUGAAUCUAUACAUUUUUGUGUGCAAGCUCUGCUAUCUAUUAAAAAUUAUUGUAUACAGUGGUACCUCGGGUUACAAACUUACUUCAUUCUGGAGGUCCGUUCUUAACCCGAAAUUGUUCUUAACCUGAGGCGUGCUUUUGCUAAUGGGGCCUCCCGCUGCUGCUGCACCACCAGCACUCGAUUUCCAUUCUCAUCCUGGGGCAAAGUUCGCAACCCGAGGCACUACUUCCGGGUUGGUGUAACCCGAGGUGUUUGUAACCCAAAGCGUUUGUAACCUGAGGUACCACUGUAUUGUUGAGGAUUGUGUUUGCUGAUAACCGAAGCAACUUUUGUAGACGGUGAGAGAACUUUAGAAAGGCACACUGUUUAACAUUCUUGUUUUUCAUUCUUUCUCCUUCUCAUUUGCACACUCUUCCUUCUCCUGUUGCCCAUUCCCCUCCCCCCUCCCAUUGUACAGGUUCAAGCGCUAUGGCUUAUAAACGGAAUCCCAUGCGUUCAGAGCGAUGUUGCAGUUUAGCUCGUCAUCUUAUGAUUCUGAUCCAGGACCCCCUUCAGACAGCAUCUGUGCAGUGGUUUGAGCGCACUUUAGAUGAUAGUGCAAACAGGUACAUUCCUGAUUCUUGUCGCUCGGUCAUGAAGCAGAGAGAUUAUUUCUUUGUUUUCAAAAUCCAUUUAUAAACUAACAGAACUUUCUAUGAUAUUGUGAACUGCACCCAAAAUAUUAAACAUACUUACUUGAAAGUGAACCUCUGUGAUUUCAGUGGAACCUUUUUUAACAAGUAUAAAAUGUACAAGGCCACUACUGAAGGGUGUAAUUUCUGAAAGCUAAGCUGGAGGUGCAGAGGAUUCUUGCUCAUUUUGCCCCCAUUGGAUUCAUGUGUGACUCAGAACUUGGAUUUGUGGAUUAUGACACAUAAUCAAUGAACAAAUCCAUGCCUGCUUCUGUACUGUACUUAGGAGUUUUAACGUUUCUUUAAAACUUGACCAGCUACUUAGAGCAGCCAAAAUCUCCUCCAAGGCUACACAGUAAAGAAUGUGUUUUAAAAUGCUCCCAGAAAGGAACUGUAUAUCACAACAUGCAGAAUUGUACAAAGAAAAAGAUGGCUGUUCCCAUGCAAUGCAGGAAGUGUUCGGUUCCCCAAGUAGCUGUAAAAUGUUGACAAAAGGGGCAGCUCUUGGACCAUCUCAUAAGCAGUUCUUUCAGUAAAACAGGGCAGAUUUUUAAAAUUAAAAACAUCUAUCCAUAAACUGGAUGCCAUGGAGUUAGUUUUGUGAAUACACGAAACUGACACAGUACAGAAUUGGGAUGAUCCAUCCACCCCAACAAAAUGUUCCUUAAAACACUGCCUAGUGUGGAAAAUAGGAAGAGUAAGCAAAUUAAUGAGGAAAGAAAAAACAGUACGGAAAUGUUUAAAAAGUCCUUUCUGUGGGAAUGCUGCAACUUCUCCCUCCCUCCAAUUCUGGUACUCUUUUUCCACAGGCGUGUGUGUUUACCUGAAGCCUUCCUCACUGCUGACAUAAUACUUAGCACCCUGCAAAAUAUCUCUGAGGGUCUUGUGGUAUAUCCCAAGGUAAGAAGACUCAGAGGAAGUGUGAGCGGUCUCUUUCUCCUGUAUUGGCAGUUUUCAAACUGUUUUCUGGGGAAAGCCUGGGGUCCCUUGGAAGCUUUUCAGGGUGUUGUCACCUGAAACACAGCUUGCUUCCUGUUAUCAGUCUUCCCUUCAUAGCCACUGUGAGUUGAAUAUGUAUUUUUAAUGCACACUCAGUUAACACAGGGGUGACAGCAAGGACCAACAACCCUAGCCACAACUCCACGCAACUAAGCAUGGACACACACACACACACACACACACACACACACACACAGCAGGGGCUUCCUUUGCAGACAUGCGAUGAGUACUUUAAGGACAGAAAAUUUCAAAAACUCUGCCAUAAAUCAGCACCCACUUCCAGCCCUGGACAUGUAUAAGGAAGGAAAUAGCUCAGCUGGUAGAGCAUGAGACUAAUCUUGGGGUCGUGGGUUCGAGCCCCACGUUGGGCAAAAGUUUCCUGCAUUGCAGGGGGUUGGACUAGAUGGCCCUUGUGUUCCCUUCCAGUUCUACAGUUCUAUGAUUCUAAGCUUUUAAAAACAAUCUGAUUCAUGUCAACUGUUAAAUUCCAUUUAGCUACAUAGUGGAGGUUUUACAGAUGGGUAGGUCACAGUCACUACGAAGCAGAUACCCAGUGCAGGUCCAAUCUAAUGAAUGCUGGGCACAGUUAAGUAUGGGAACCUCUAUCCAAGGGAUUAAGAUAGCAGUUUCAGGAGUCUGCAGCAGGUUUCAACUGUGCACAGUUCCAAUGGACUAGCUUUUAUAAGAAGAACCCAUCCCCUGAAUAGUUUUUACUUCUCUUGUAAUAUUGAAGAAAAAAAUUAUUUAACACAUAACUGUUUAAAUUAAUAAAUGCAUGUGUGGCAUUUUAAAAAGUAAGAGCAGGCAUACAACUCCCUGAAGUAUGGUGGUGAGACAAAACUGACAACUUGAAGCAUUUUUAAAAUUCAUUCAUUACUAUAUUAUUUUUACUCUGAACAAGAGUGGCAGCUGGCUUGCUCCACAGGAGUGGGGAGAAGUUGUUUUGACUUCCUGUUUUAACAUUGAAUCUGUGUGCAUCUGUAAGGAGACAGUAUUUUUUUCUUCAGUUUUAAUUAGGAAUGAGCUAUUAAUAUUCAUGAGGUGUAGCAGAGUUUGGAAUGAUAUAAAAUUUGAAGCUAAUGAAGGACAUGCCAUCUAGCAGUAGAAACUGCUUUCUAAAUGAUGAAUCUAUUUGUCCUUGUAUCCCAGUCUUAUCUAUUCUGACUGGCAACAAACACUUCUUCAGGGACUUGGGCAGAGGUCCUUCUAACGUGCUACUAAUCUGGGGCCUUCUCUAUUCAAAGCAUGUACUUUUAUUGCCGAGCUGUUAUCUCUCCCCUGAAUAAAUAAAAUAAUGAAGAGUAACAUAGAAACUGGAUUUUCCAGUCCAUUUUGUAAAUACUGUACUUAUAUUUGAUGUUUGAUUUAGGUUAUUGCGAGACGUAUUCAGCAAGAGUUGCCUUUCAUGUGUACAGAAAAUAUUAUCAUGGCUAUGGUGAAAGCUGGGGGCAAUCGCCAGGUAUGUACCUAACUGUAGGCUCUCAUUUACAGGCCCUUAAGGGGACUUUUCAUGCCAGGAAGUAGAGGGGUUGGAAGAAAGUUGUGACACCAGUAUCUUGAACUCUUUGCUGUUUCACAAUCUAGCCCUGUUGUUAUGCACAUCCUCUUUCUCUCAUCAUGUUGCAUAUUUCUAAAUUUUACAAGUUCAGCUACCAGGGAAGGCAUUAGUUUUGUUUUAUCACCAGUUUUAGUGUCACUAUAUUAGUAUUUAGAAAGCAGAGAUGGAACAUUGCAAUGUGCCUAUCUUUUUCAAAUUAAUUAUUAUAAUACUGAAUGAGGAUGCUUUUGGAAAUAACUUAUAAAAUUCAGCACUAACUCGUUCACUUCUUUACCCAAGAUCCCUGCUGCCUCUAGAUUUGUUUUCUUAGUAUCAUAUGAAUGUUAGCGAUUAGACAAAUUGUCACCCUACACAUUUUUUAAAGAGAAGUCUGAAAUAAUUUUUGUUUGUUGCAUUGUUUGCUGCUACUUUUAUCUUAUUUCUGUACUUGUUAUGCUCCCUUGAUGCAUCUAGAACUGAGAAGUUAUUGAGACAAUAUUCUGCAGUGAUCGGCUACACAAAAUACUGAAAGUUUCAGAAGAGGAUGGAAUUUUGCUAUUUCUUAUUGCAGUUUGUGUGUAAUUAAAAAGAGAACUAUUAUGAAUGGACUGAAUGAUAAAAAGACCCACUGAAGAGAGAAUUCAGGCAUUGCAACAGUUCUGUCACACACAGUUCAAAUGUUGUUCAUUUCCAGGUAGCCUAGCUCAGCCUCUUUUUGAUGAGUUCCUGCACUCCAUCUUAGGACCAAGACCAAUUCAGAUUUACUAUGGUUUAAAUACUAAGCCACUUCCCCCACUACGCUCUUUUCCCUCUUCCUCCCUGACUAUAUUCUGACAUUUUGGUUGGCCUAAUAGAUACAGCCCUACAAUGGAUUUUGGAUUUUUUUAAUCGUGAGCCACAACUACAUUAGCUUUUUGUAAAUCCUGUAUAUGAUACUUAGGAUGUUUACCGUGUUUGCUGAUGGUUUGUAAUGUGAUGUUGACUUCUUUUUCAUAGGAUUGUCAUGAGAAGAUAAGGGUUCUGUCCCAGCAGGCAGCUGCUGUUGUGAAGCAACAAGGGGGUGAUAAUGACCUCAUUGAACGUAUUCGUGCAGAUCCUUAUUUCAGCCCUAUUCAUGGAGAACUGGAAUCUCUUUUGGAACCCAAAUCCUUUACUGGACGUGCUUCCCAGCAGGUAAGAACAGGAAAGUUCUUAUGAGGUUGCCGUGGACUCUAGUCCACCUAAAGCUUUAUGUUCUCUACCUGUGACUGUUUCUUUCUUUGUCUUCCUUUGUAACCUUUCUCGCUCCAUUUGAAAAAAUUCAUCUAUUACUCCUUGUUUUUGUUUCUUCUGCCAUAAGCUCCCCUGCGAAUGAACCAGUUUCCCCCUCCUUAUUCUAUUUAGACGUUUCCUUCAUCCAUUGCUACCCAACCUUCCUCUAACUACAUACUCCUGACUUUUUAUUUAAUUGCCUGCCCCACCCUGUCUUACUGAUUCAGUGCAGAUUGUAGUCCAGUAGCCUGUAUCAGCCAGUUCUUCAUUUACCAGUUAAGCAAAGCUAGGCUUUAACAGGAGCGGUUUGAGAAAGAUUCUUGGCAUAUCUCCCAUAUCUGGAAGAAUUCACUUUCUGUACUUCUAACAUUUCCUUUUUGUUGUUAAUGGUGUGCUUUGGGUGGGGACAAAUCUAGUCUUUGCCUUAUCCGGUUACAGGGAAGUGUGCAGAAUAGAGUAAUUGGUUAAUAUGCUAAGGCUAAACGAGUAUUUGGUCCAAAUUAUUCUUUUAAUGCCUUUUUCCUCCCUUCUUCCAUAACAGGUAGCAAGAUUCCUAAAAGAAGAGGUCCACCCCGUGCUUACCCCUUAUAAGAGCAAGAUGGAUGUGACAAUGGAGUUGUCUCUUUGAAUUAGUAUUCAAUUAUUAUUUCAUCAGGGUAUUUGUGGGGAAGAUAAUAAAAUAUAUUUCAAAACAGACGUGAUGUGUGAACUGAGUCUUCGAGGUUUCUGUGGCAAGUCUAGGAAAUCUUAAGGACGUGUAACACUUCUGGGAGAAGGAUAUGCAGUUGAAUUAAAGCUAAAACUUGUAUUGCAAUUGUCAUGGGGCAUGGAGUUGGAAUUUGCAAAAGCAAUUGUUGGUUGAAGUGGGAGAUCUGUAGGAUAAAGUGUAGUGUUUCUUGGUGUACAGUGUCUUCAGCUUCCUGGCUAUAAAACGGGAGUGGCUGACAUACAAAGAGAUGAAGCUAUUUUAUGGUUAGACCGAGCUGCUCUGAAAUUAUAGAGGUUGGUGCAACUUCAAAGAGUUCAUGCACACAAACAAAUAUUGGACUCUUGUUAUAAAUCACUCAUUUCAUUCAUGGUUGUUACAUUGUUCCUGAGGCAGGAAUGUUAGAAAUUGUUUUAAGCACAGGGUUGGAAUCAGAAAGCAAGGGGGCAUUUUACUCCUAGGGUUGCAUUGUUUAGUAGAAGAGGAAUGAAUGCCUCUUCUCUCUCAGAUAGAAGGGAAAUCCUGCUGGGAUGUGCUAUAUGGUUCCCAUCUCUCAAAGCAAGAAAUAAUUCAUUUCCCCAUGAGAACUGUUAUUCAUAUAGGAUUUUACACAGAUUUAAUCAAUUGAUCAGUUAAAAGUCACACAAUUAUGUAUUUUAUUGAGUUCAUUUUAUAAGGGCCUGCAAGGGGUGCCAGAGUAGCCGGGAACUGCUGUAGGGAAAGGAACGUAGAAGAAUGGAGGUGCAGAAAAGUAAAUAGUCCGUAACAUUCUUUGUCAGCAAAGUACGAGAGUAACGCGAGAGACUUAUAGGAAGCUUAGAGAAAGAAACUAGUCACACUGCACAGCUGGUCUUGUUUAUUUCCCUCUUUCUCCUUCAUUUUACGCUUUUGGAGGAAUAAAAGUACGUCACAUUUUCCGGAGAGUCACAA